AUGUCUAUUCGUCGGUUCUUCAAGCCUGCUGAUGCUCUUUCGUCGCCGAAAUCGUCGCCGAAACAACCAAGACUACAAAGCGAUUCGUCCAGCGAAUCGGACGUCAAAAUCUCGGUCGAGUUGGAAGAGGAAGUCGCACAGUCCAGCAAUGAAAGCGAAGUCGAGCUGCUGUCAACAGCUGACUCUCUGGGCAAGAGUUCCUCUUCAAAGCAGUCGUCGCGUUCGCAAAAAUCAUCUUCGUCGACGUCAUCGAAGCAGUCGGUGGGAUUUCGUUCCGAGUGGCGAGUUGGUCGAAUGGAAUGGCUUCAUUACGACAGCCAAAGCAAAGGCAUGCUUUGCGUUUUGUGUCAGAAGCAUGACAAGACCGCCGAUCGCACAGCGUGGACAACUACUCUAUGCACAAGGUUACGACUCGAGAGCGUCAAGCGGCAUGAAAAAUCUGCGAUCCACCGAGAGUGCGUCAAGAUGGAAGCACAGAGCCAACGGUCAAACGUGACAGCCAUAGUCAACCCGCAGAUCGCUUCUAGUGGCAUCGAGGAUGCAUUUGCCUGUCUCUACUUUCUGUGCAAGAGGAAAGAAGCGCAUACAACAAAUUUUGAGCCUCUCAUGGACUUCGCGGAAUACCUAGGGAUCCAAAUCAAAGAAAAGAUUGGCGUGGCAAGGAAUGCUUUAUACACUAGCGAACAGUCAAUUCACGAAAUGGUCAUUGUCCUUGCUGAAGUUAUUGAAAAAAGCACUCUUUCGAAAUUGAGAAAAGGCAAUUUCUACUUGAUAAUGUUGGAUGAGACGACAGAUUGUACUGUCACAGAACAACCGUCCGUCCACGCUCGUUUUAUUGAUGAAGAAGGCAAACUCCGCUCAAGAUUCUUAAAGAUAAUUGAUCUGCUUCAGCCUGAAAUUGAAAGGUUGGAUUCAGCGGGAGAGGCAACCAGAAUUAGUGCUGGAGCGGAAACGAUAACAAAGAGAGUUCUCGACUACCUUGAUGCUCACUCUCUGGAGGGCAGUAAAAUUGUCGGAAUUGGAACGGACGGGGCUUCCACAAUGAUAGGCUGUCGCACAGGAGUCGUCAAACGUCUGCAAAACGUCUGUAAAGCAGCCGUCGGAAUUCAUUGCGCUGCCCAUCACUUGAAUUUGGCGUCGACGCAAGCAGCCAAUUCCGUGCCUUACGUGAAGAAGUUUAACUCUGUGCUACAACAACUGUUCGACUACUACGACAACAGCGCUGUGCGAUCAGCAGGUCUCGAGGCUAUUCAAAAGCUUCUCCACGAGAAAGGCAAGCUUGUGGCACCAUCGCAGACACGGUGGCUCAGCGUCGAGAAGUGUGCAAGCCAACUAAAGUCUGCUUUCGUUUCUCUUGCCGUAAGUCUUCAAAGAGAGGGGCUUGAAAGGUCCGACGCAAAGGAUCUUGGGUUGAAUGCGCUUAUUACAGAUAUUCGAUUUGUCAAAACCCUGCUACUGAUGUGCGACGCAUUGCCUAUAGUGUCUCACCUUUCGAAAUGCUUUCAAUCUUCAAGUGUUGACUUUAGCAUGAUACCACCGAUGAUUUCUUCUUCUCUUGAGGCAAUCACUGAGCUGAAAUGUCAAGAUGGAAGAAACAUGCAGGAGCUGCCCGAUUUUCUUUCACGUAUUCAAGCCGCAGGCAUUGAGAUCAAGCAUCAAGCAAGCUUUUCUGAUGUCAAUUUCAAUGAGCAAAUAAAGGGGCCAUUUCUCACGAAUCUGAUCGAAAACAUCAAUCGCAGAUUCGCUGACAGCAAUAUACUUGCAGCUUUUUCAAUCUUUAAUGUCAGCCUGUUGCCUACACUUACCCGAACGCCAACGGAAGAAGAACGCCGCGUAUCAAUGUUGUAUGGCAAUGAGAACUUGAGUAUUUUGGCAAAGCAGUUUCUUCCCUCUGGAGCCAUAGAAGGCGUAGACGAGUGCCUUCAAGAAUGGUUCACCCUGAAAGCAUAUAUGAGGCAGAAUUGGUUAUCAUCGUCAGAUUCGGAUUCCGUUAUGAGUCAACAGGAAGUUAUAGAAAAGCUCUGCAAAGACGCCACACUUAUUCAAAUCUUUCCAAAUCUUUCUCAACUCGCAAGAAUAUGCCGUGUAUUGCCAAUUCACACUGCUGACGUCGAAAGAUCAUUUUCCCAACUAAAGCUAAUUAAAACACGAAUUCGUAACAGACUGAAGGAAGAUACGUUAGAUGCUUUAUUACGGAUCGCAGUGGAAGGUCCAGAUGUUGCCGAGUUUCCUUUUCACUUGGCUGUGAAACUGUGGACCAAGAAAAAAAAGAGACGUAUCUUUCGCGAUAGGUGA
Corticium candelabrum is the source of this 2295-nucleotide messenger RNA. RefSeq names its product zinc finger protein 862-like. Bases 1 to 2295 code for a protein of 764 amino acids. Gene Ontology annotation, molecular function: protein dimerization activity. The transcript has a single exon. The record is from RefSeq and is a predicted model, not a curated record. Lineage: Eukaryota; Metazoa; Porifera; Homoscleromorpha; Homosclerophorida; Plakinidae.